Messenger RNA from Paramecium tetraurelia, 630 nucleotides. RefSeq lists its product as uncharacterized. NCBI's taxonomy places the organism in Eukaryota, Ciliophora, Oligohymenophorea, Peniculida, Parameciidae. The transcript has 2 exons. The record is from RefSeq and is a predicted model, not a curated record.
UGGUGGAUGUUUAAUGUUGAUGUAUGAUUCAGAUGACGAAGUUGAUAAAUUUAAUUAAAGUCUUCAGGAGAGCCAGAUCCAAUUAUAAAAAACAACUACCAAAAUGCAGCAAAUUUAACUAUAGAAUAAUCACAAUAUAAAAAAAUGAUAAUAUAUUAAAAAUUCAAUCUAUAUAAAUAAUGUAUCAAAGAACCAUUUUGGAAGACAAUGAAAAUAUUUAAGAAGAUUGUAAACCCAAGAGAUAUGCAGCCAGUCUGGAAGGGUAGAAUUUUAAGAAAAAGCAAACUAAUAAAGCCAGUUUUCAAGAGUGGGCUGGAUUAAUUGGCAUCAUCGUUGUCACAUAUCUCUUAAUUAUAUUUGUGUGGGCCUUAUGUUUCAUAGGUAUUGAUAAGAAUUUUAAAGUCACUGUUGGCAUCUUUAUGGUCUUAUUUGUAUUAUUUGUGAUUGGAAUUUUGAUAUAUUGGUAUUAUGGUUUGAAAAGUCGAGAAGAAUUAAUUCGAUCAAUGAUGUUAAGUAAAUGGUAGGAUAGUUCUUAUGAAAUUAAUAAUUGAUUUAAUUACGAUUCAAUAAUCGUCAUGAUGUAUAUAUACUAUUAUGUGGUUUAUUAAAUUAUUUUAAAAUGUUUCAUUA